AUGAGCGCAUCGGCAGUCAAUGAGUCGUUCCCUUUAUGGGCAUUACUACCGAAACGGGAAACCACUGCCCAGUCAUUCAUAGAUAAAUACCCUGAAUAUGAUGGCAGAGGGAUUAAAAUUGCAAUCUUUGACUCUGGAGUUGACCCCGGUGCUGAUGGACUACAGACUACAAGCGAUGGUAAACCAAAAAUCAUAGAUAUGAUGGACGCUACCGGUGCCGGUGAUGUGGACACCAGUACUGUUGUUGAGGCCGAUGGACAGGGAUUCAUCACUGGACUCACCGGAACUAAACUCAAAAUACCGGGCCAUUGGGUUAACCCUUCGGGCAAAUAUCACAUCGGAAUGAAAAAUAUAUAUGAAUUAUAUCCGGAAGGAGUGCGCACUCGGAUAGCCCGGGAGUAUAGGGAAACCUAUUUGGUACCGACCCAUACCACUAUCAAAGCUGAGGCGGUACGAGAGCUCCGGGACUUUGUGGACAAACACCCGGAGGCUUCAAAUGACACUUUCGAUGAGAAACUAAUUCGUGAAGACUUGAAAUCAAGAGUGGAUUUCCUGAAGGACAUGGAGACCAACACUAUGUUCAAGGAUUUGGGCCCUACUUGUGAUUGUGUGGUGUUUUAUGACGGAUCCCAUUGGAUGGCUGUUAUACAUACGAGUGGCACCGGUAAUCUAGAAGACUGUACACUGUUAGGCAAUUACAGGGAGUGCCUAACGUACGGAACAAUUUCUGAUAGAGCAUCUCAUGGCACACACGUGGCCAGUAUAGCUGCGGCUAACUUUCCCAAUGAUCCCGAUAGGAAUGGUGUGGCACCGGGAGCUCAGAUCGUCAGCAUCUGUAUCGAUGAUAUACGUUAUGAUCGCUGCAAUGGGUCCAGUCUUGUGAGAGCACUUAAUAAAGCCAUCGAAACGGGCUGUCAUGUCAUUAAUAUGAGUUAUAACGUGUCCAGACAGUACUUUGAUGGCCCUGUUUUAGACUUAAUGAGUGAAGUGGUCAACAAAUACGGCAUUUUGUUUGUCAUAUCUGCCAAUAACUCCGGGCCCUCCCUGUCCACCGUAAACACGAUAAGGACUGUACACUCGGCAUCGUUUAUUAGUGUAGGUGCCUAUUUGUCCCCCGAUAUGAUGUCAUCCGUCUACUCCAUGAAUAAUCAGAUACCAGGCCUCAUGUAUCACUUUACAGGCCGGGGUCCUACAUUAUUGGGUGAUUUGGGUGUAACGGUAUGCGCACCGGGAGGGGCCAUAACAUCGGUACCUACGUGUGAACUAUCGAGAGCCCAGUUAAUAAAUGGCACGUCAAUGAGUGCCCCAAACUGUGCCGGAUGUCUGUGUCUCUUAUUGUCGGGUCUUAAGGCUCUAAAUGUCGAGUACUCGCCGUAUAGUAUGCGUCGGGCUAUUGAAAACACUGCCCUUAAAAUUGAAAACUACGAGCCCCUCACCCAUGGACACGGACUUAUACAGGUGAACAAAGCGUUUGAACAUUUGACUCAAUAUAAAGGUGAGAUUGAAAUGGACGUCCGUUUUCACGUAACCUGUGGACAAGGAUUAGGUGUUUAUCUGCGGGAAGCCGUCGAUGUAAUGAACCCAUCCCUUCAUGUCAUCAAAAUUGAACCCAUUUUCUUGAAUAACAAACAAAUCGAUAAUAAACGAAAAGUAGAUUUCGAAAUGAAUUUAAGUCUGGUUUGCGAUAACGAGUGGAUUACUUGUCCCGAGUUUUUGCACAUGACUUACGAUAAAAGGGAAAUCACUAUUGGGGUCGACCCGCGACCACUCAACGAGGAUAGUGUCAACUUUGCGCUGAUUAAAGCUUAUGAUGUAAAAUAUGCGGAAAAGGGACCGAAUGCCAGAAAAGAGGACCAUACAAAUUACUCAGAUUUAUAA
Messenger RNA from Oppiella nova, 1878 nucleotides. NCBI's taxonomy places the organism in Eukaryota, Metazoa, Arthropoda, Arachnida, Sarcoptiformes, Oppiidae. The record is from the annotation of a GenBank genome assembly.